Molecule: messenger RNA, 4020 nt
Organism: Ostrea edulis (European flat oyster)
Lineage: Eukaryota; Metazoa; Mollusca; Bivalvia; Ostreida; Ostreidae
Exons: 5
Coding region: 1553-2632 (359 amino acids)
Biological process (GO): DNA catabolic process
Cellular component (GO): cytoplasm
Molecular function (GO): nucleic acid binding; 3'-5'-DNA exonuclease activity
Source: RefSeq, a predicted model, not a curated record
AGUAAAGUUGCAUCAUCAUUAUCAUAAAAAAACAACAACUUCACUUAGUCUUUAUGUUGAUGCAGGCAGACAUUAAUGGAAUCUGGUACAUGUUUUUUCAUGAAUGCAAAUGGAAAUAUUUGAUUUACAAGACAGUCAAGAAAUGGAGAAAAUGGGUGUAGGUCAGAUGUGUAUGUGUAGAUCAGAUUAGCUAGAAUCCUGUUGUUGGGCAUGUGACCAGUCAAAAUGGUGUAAACAGCUGAUCUAACAUACAGAUCACUUGAAGGGUGGGGGAUUUCUUCCUUUGGGACGAUAGGCGUGAUGUGUGGGUUUGCCUUGCUCGUGAAGACUGGCCCCUUGAUGUGUGGCCUUGACCUUUGACCUUGACCCACUUUCAAGGUCAAACCUUGAAAACUCCAUGAGAGGGAAAGAUUGACCUUGACCUCAUUUUGAAAGUCAGAGAGGUCACGGGGCUUCGCACAAGUGGUCCCGCGUCUCUAUCUAGAUCCGUGAAAAAGUUGUGGGUUCGAAUGACAACGUCAGAGACUUUCGGGGCGAGAACCGUGCUUCAGGGUUCUCGGUUUCCCUGUGUCAACUUCUCUGUGCGAGAGUGUUUUAUUGUGAAUUCGUCGGGGAAGGUCUCGCGUCUCCACGACUUUCGGUCUAGUAGGAGUAGCGAUAACAGGGUUUUCGAUGCGAGUCGCCAACAUUCGCAGUGUGGUCAAAGUUUUAGAGUUGUAAUUCAUGAUAUCGAGACCAAUCGAGAAUUCCUUGCUGACCCAUGUGAUAUUUCGAUGCUAUCUGAAGAGGGAAAGAGAGUAUAAAAAGUGCCAUUUUCUCGCCAUUCUGGAUGAUCUUUGACCCUUGACCUACUUUUCAAGGUCAAGGUCACACAACCCAUUCCAGUGUGUUCCGUCUCUCUACGACGAAUACUUUAGGAGUCGUCAAUUUUUUAGGUAGAAAUUGCAAAACAUAAGGGGGCAUUAACUCCUGUUGACGGUCAGCAUGUGGUGAAAAACAUUACGAAGAAGUUGUUUGCUGUCAAGAAACUGAGUAAAAGUGUGAUCAUGCAUUUACAGAAAUGUUUCAAAUAUGCAUUUGCUAAAAAUCAGGGAGAUGCGAAAGGACUGGAGGAGAAUUUACGGGCAAUAGUUCCUCACCAGUUUGGUGACCAUAGUUUGUGUGACUCGAAAUUCUGUGGAUUUAAGCGAAGUCCUGAUCAGGCAUACAGCCAUAAGAGUUUACCAUACAAAACAGCUCUAAAGGAUGACGAGAUGAGAUUUAAACUUGAUGAGAUUUUCUCGACAGUCAUCGCCAAUUCGGAACAGUUUGCUGAAUUAGGUUCAAGUCAACAAUGCGAGCAUGUGAAUCGAGAGGUCACUCUUAGAGUUCCAAAGUCCCUACAUUAUGGGAAUUCAGAGGCUCUUGAUUUCAGAGUAGCUGCAACAACAGCUUUCAUAAAUGAGGGAAGAGAGUAUAUCACAAAGCAUUUUGAGACAUCUUGGGAAAUCAUGUCAACCAAGAUGCAGGAAUUUCACCAGGGAAAUUCACCAAAGCUUAUGCUGAUGAUCAGAUGAAGCGCCGCAAGCACUCACAAGAAAAGUCAAAGCUGCCCUCUACAAAGCGACGGCGCUUGAUCCUGAAACAGGAACGUGUCAUAACACAAGGAGCAAAUGAAGUAUUAGAGGGUGCAUCAUAUCAGUCUGAUAUAGCACUUGAUUCAAAUCUAGAUGUGGAACAGUUGCCAGAGGCAGUGCCCAGUGGGAAUUUUAAAGCUGUUUCAAUCCCUGAGAAUUCUACAUUUGUCGCAUUUGAUUUGGAGACGACUGAUCUAGUUCGAGGAGGAAGGAUGCCUCAUAUUACCCAGAUUGCUGCCAAGACCAUUGGAACCAAUGACAGCUUUUCUGCUUACGUCAUUCCAAAAAUGCCUAUAUCAUCUGCAGCCCAAGAUAUCACAGGGAUUGUGUACAACAACAGUGGCACAAUGACUGUUCGUGGAAAACAUGUGGAACCAAAGACCUUGAGUUCUGCUGUUACCAAGUUAUGCGAUUGGCUAGCCCAGUAUCCGCAUGUGUUUCUAGUUGCCCACAAUGGAAAGACGUUUGAUUACCCUGUGUUCCUGUCUGCAUUGAGCAGUAUCGGUAGUGUGGGCAGAUUCAUGGAUUGUGUAAUAGGACUCAUCGAUAGCUUGGCCGUCUUCAAGAAAAAAUACCCCCGUUUAUCAUCUUACAAACAGGAAGAACUUGCUAAAUCCCUUUUGAAUGCUACGUAUGGAGCACAUGAUGCUGAAGAGGAUGUGAAUAUACUUGUGGACCUUGUUUCACACUCAAAGAUGACCGAAAAGGAACUUUCUACUUUCAGUUUUCCACCAAGCGCAGUUUGCAACCAGCUAAAGUACAACAAGAUGAAAGCAUCCAACUUGCCUUCACUACAUCCUCUUAUUGGAAAAGGAGUUUUCAGGAUCACUAUAGCUGAAAAAAUUGCAGGUUCAGGAUUUAAUAUCUCUCAUCUCAGAAAAAAUUUUCAACGAGAUGGGGAAGAUGGGCUUUAUAAUACGUUUGUUUGUAAAAACAGUGAUGGACAGCCCCGUGUUACAAAUACAAAAAAAACACUAGAGGAAGUGAUUCCCAAACUUGUUCAAGCUUUAAAGUGAUUCUUAAAAUUAUGUAUUUGUAGAUUUGUUUAAUAGUUGAACAUGCCUCUUGGGAAUUAUUUCAUGAAUACUAUGACACUUCAGAAAUAUUUAUUUUUGCUCACACAUCAAAUUAUCUAAUUCACACAGAGAGUUGUGUCAAAGUCAAUGUUCAUACCAAUUUUGAUAUGCAUGUAGUUAAUUUGAGAUGUUUUUGCUGAGCUUGUAUAAUUCAUGCAAUAUCAAGAAUCAUGAUUAUAAUUUCAUCAUAUGUUGUUAUUAUAUUUAUUAUUAUGUAAUUAUUAUUUAAUUGGUUGCAAAUUGCACUCGGAGAUAAGCUGAAAGUAGAGAGUUCUUUUCCGGUCAUGUCAGGGUCAAUCUUUGAAAUAAAACUGCAUGUACAGUAUUUAUUUAUGGAAUGCAAAUAUAUUCAUAUUUACAUGUGUAAACUACACAACUUGGUUAUACAAGAUGUUUUCUGCAUUGAAGAAAUCCAUGAGAUAUUUUUUUUGGCCGUGGCUCCUGCAAAAUUAAUUCAAGGCCAUUUUAAUUGAUAGAUACAAUUAUGUGGUUUUUUUUAAGAUUAAUUACAGGGUUAAGGAAAUAUAAACAUUAUUGAACUAUAUCAUCUCUAUGUGGUUAAGACUUUAAAACCAUAAAUUUUACAUAAUUUUUUAUUUUUUAUUAAAUCAAAAGCUCUAAAUUGGCACCGUUAUGUGAUGAAGGUCAAUUUAAAUUUGUCAAGGUCAUUGCUUUGAAGGAAACAUUAGCCACAAGAAAUUGCAAUUAAUCAAUUAUUAAGUUUAAUUCAUAAAUAUGUGUUAGGUUUUAGUUAAAAAUGAGCAAAAAUACAUUUUUUAUGCUUUUAGUAAUGUCCGCAGAGGAAAAAAAUAAGGGGGUAGGCUUAUGGAAAACUGAAUUUCUCUCUUUUCUGUGGAUAAAUUUUUCAUUUUCUUACUUUUUUAUCAAGUACAAAUACUCAUUGAAUUUUUAUACUCAUUUAAUUUGGUUUCCUUCAGUUAACAAAGAUUUUUAAGGAAAAAAAUAUGACAUGGCAUUUUCAAUCUGUAUAUGCUUUUUCUCGGUAGUAUAUCAAUUUCAACCAUUUUUACAGGAUUUACUCUAUUGUUUCAGUAAAAUUGAUGUAUCAAUUCAGUCUUUUAUGGUUUCUAAGCUUUAUCACAGUCACAUUGAUGUCUUUUUUCAUUUUUAAUUCUCAUAAUAUAGAUUUUUUACAUGUACCAUUUGCUUCUUUUCGUCUUUUAAGCCGCUGAUCUAUUAUUUGAUAUAUCUCAAAUUCCUGUGGAUGAAAACUCAUGAAACUUUCACAAUUGAUGUACUUUGAUAUGUCAUUUAUGAAAAGAAACUUGAUUUUUGAAUCCUGCAUACAGCUCAUUAUGCAUGUAAUA